AUGCGUGUUAUCUCCCAUAAUUUCCGGGACUGGAUCCCCAGCCCGUACCCCUGUGGGGAUGGGGGGCUGCUGCGGCCGCCGGCUUGGCAGGAGCUGCCUCGGGAUUUGCUCCAGAGACUCAGGCCUCCCUUGGCCUUGGGACCCUCCUAUCCACCUGCCCUGUCCUGUCUCAGCCCAGCCCUGCCGCCCUCCGCUCUCAACGGCCCUUGGUCUCCUGAGUCUUCUGUUUUCCUCCAGCUCCCUCUUUGCUUGUCUGACUCUCCCUGGGCUGCAAGCCGUGGGCAUCCAGGGCGCCCAGCCCCGUCUCCUGCUGAUGGACUCCCCCAGGGCAAGGAGCAGCUCCUGGCCCGCAGGCCUUUUCCAGGGCUGAGGGUCUCUGGCAGGAGCACAGCGGUGGCCAGCUUGUCGAGGAGAGUAAGCCCUGACCAGCACCUUCCAAGAGUUCUAAGACACGAGGCCCCUUCUGUCCACUGGUCACCAACUAGACUCCACGGACAGCGGCCUCCUUUGCACGUGAGCAAACUAAAGGCUCUGGGGGUCCUGAUCCCUGAUCCCCGUGCUUCCAACACACACUCUGACCCCCGUCCUGGGGCCCUGCCCUGCUCCCCGCAGCCUGGAGUGGAGGCUCGGAGUGGUCCGGCGCUCGCCCAAGGUCGUGCAGGGAGCAGCCCAUCGUGUGGUUUAUCCCAGACGCGCGAUGCCCACAAAGACGUGCAUUUCUGCAGCCUCUGGCUUCCAAGGAGGAGACAUGGCCCCCAUUUCCUCCGGUCGGUGUGCAGCUGGCCCCGAGGAGCAGGUGGGGACACAGGUGCGAACAGAGGUCACGCAGACCAAGACACGCCAUGGGAGUGGCGCUGCGAGGCCUCCAGGCGCCCAGCCCCACGAUGGGGAAGAGCGGCCGUGAUGUGCGAACGACUCAGAGCCGCUCAGCGAAACGGCAGCCAACGGACACACACCUUUGGACAGGGUGGAAGGAGCCAGACCCAGGGAGGGCAUAUACUCUAUGACCCCAAGUUUAUGAAAUUCCGGAAGAGAAUUACAUGUGAAAGCCAAUGAAAGAGCCCAGGUGCUGUAGCCAAGCGGCUGGACCGUGGUAGCUGUUCACUGACCGUGUGUGUGAGACCUUGGACUAGUUUCUUGGACUCCUGGUGCCUCAGUGUCGCCACGGCAUGAAAGAAUUAACGAGCAUCAAGUACUUACACACAGUAAGUACUGGCGUACAGCAGGUGCUUGAAAAGUGCGCCCUUUGUUGGUAGCAAUUCCAUUGUUGGUAAUCUUGAGUUAUCACGGCUCCUACAUGUGCUGGAGGCAGCCCGGGAGGCUGAUGGAUAAGCCAAGGGCUUGCACUGAGUUCAAGAGUAAAGGGCCCCAAAGAGUCAAAACGAUCUUGCAGAUGAAGAACGAAGCAGAGGGUUCCCACGUCCCACGGUCAGGUUCUACAGGGAACGGGACAGAGGGGUCUGGCAGAAGGGUAGAGACAUAUACACCUAUGGGGUGGAGCUGAGGGUGCAGGAAUAAACCCUUGUAUUUACGGUCACUUUAUUUUUGACAAGGGGGCCAAGAUGAUUCAACGGAGAAGGAACAGUCUUUUCAGCAAAUGGUGCUGGGACCAACAACACGUGCAAAGAAUGAAACUGGACCCCCUUUUCACAGCAUCUGAAAAAUAACUUAAUGGAUCAAAGACCUAAAUAUAAGGGCUGAAACUAUAAAACUCUUAGAAGAAAACAUAGGAGUAAAUCUUCACCUUAGGCAGGGGCUUCUUAGAUACGACAUCAAAAGCACAAGCGACGAAAAGAAAAAAAAAAAUUGGACCUCAUCAAAAUUAAAAACUUUUGUGCUGCAAACAAUUCCAACAAGAAAGUGAAAAAACAACCUAUAGGAAGGGAGAAAAUAUUAGCAAAUUAUAAAUCUAAUUAGGAACUUGUGUCUAGAAUAUAUAAAGAACUCUUACAACUCAAUAAUAAAAAGGUAAAUAGCCUAGUGGCCGUGGACAAGGCCCCUAAUAGACAUUUCUCCAAAGAAGAUUUACAAAGGCCGAGAAGCUCAUGAAAAGAUGCUCAGCAUUAUUAGCCGUUGGGAAAUGCAAAUCAAAACCACAGUGAGAUACCCUUUCGCACCCACCGGGAUGGCCAGAAUCAAAUAGACAUAAAAACAAGUGGUGGUGAGGGUGUGGAGAAGUCGAAACACACACACUGCUGGUGGAAAUAUGAAAUGUUGCAUCCACUUUGGAAACAGUUUGGGAAUUCUUCAAAAUGUUAAACACAGAGUUACCAUAUGACCAGCAAUUCCACUCCUUGGUAUAUACCCAAGAGAAAUGAAAACACGUGUUAAUGUAAAAACUACGUAAACGUUCAUAGCAGCAUAUUCGUUAAUAUCCCCAAAGCGGAAACAACCCAAAUGUCCAUCAGCUAAUGAAUGGAUAAUAAAAUGUGGUCCAUCCAUGCAAUGGAAUAUUAUUAGCCAAUCAAAAGGAAUGAAAUUGUGACAUAUGCUACAACAUAUAGGAAUCUCAGCUUUGAAGUUCCUGCAGAAGUCUUCUGGGCAGGCGUUGGGCCAGCCCUGUGGCAUGGCAGUGGAAAUGGGAAGAGAAUGAUUGAUUCAAGAUGCUACAGAGGCAUGUGUCAAAGGGUGCAGGCAUGGAUCCUCCCUUUCCCUUCCUCUCCACAUCGUGCCAUCUCUGUAGAAGUUGGAGAAGAGGGAUCUAGGAUUCUAAACCGUGUAGGCCAAGUGUUUGUCAGAAGGAGAAGCAGUGGAGUAGGAAGAAGGGAAUCGAAAUUUUCAUCGUCGACUUGCUGCCAGCUAACGUUUGACUUGGGCAAGAAACCUCACUUCGUGGGCCUCGUCUUCCUUGCGUGUAAAAUGCUGCCCCUUCAGAUGCUCUCUCAGACUCAUUCAGCUCGUCUUCCACUCUUUUAUUCCAAAUGCCUACAUCACAGGUUAACAUGAUUUGAGAUAAACUCCAUACCUGAAAAAACUGAAAAACCGAAAACAAGACCCCCCUGCAUUUUACCACUAAGACAAUACCACUAAGUGAACUUAGCCGGUCCCAAAAGACCACAGAGCAUACGAUUCCAUUGAUCUGAAGUGUCCAGAAAAAUCAAAUCUACAGAGACAGAAAGUAGGUCGGUGGCUGCCUAGGGCUGGAGGUGGUGGUGGAGAAUGCGGGUGACUGCUAACGGGUACUGGGCUUUCCUUUUGGGGUAAAAAAUGCUCUCAGAUUAGAUGGUUGCACAACUCUGUGAAUACACUAACAUCCAUUGACUGGCACGCUUGAAAUGGGUGCAGUGUAUGGCAUGUAAAUUAUCCCUCAAUAAAUCUGGUGAAACAAGAGAGCCUUGGGUUCAGGUUCGGACUCGGCUCUCUGGGGCAAGUCUCUGUCAUUCCAGGAACGAAGUUCAGUCUGAUACGUAAAAUGGGGCUGGGACGAUUUGCCUCCCUGGGUUAUUGCGGGGACCAGAUGAGAUGACAGAUAUGAAACAAUUUUUCAUUUUAACUUCUGUAUUUAAAUGUAUUACAAAAGGAAAUGUAUGCACAUUGUACAAAAUUCAAAUGGCAGACGUGGGUACUCAGUGAGAAGUCUCAUUUUCUGGGGCGAUGGAAGUUUCAAUAUCUUGAUUGGGGUGGUGAUGACACAGAUGUAUACGUUUGUCAAAACUCGUGGAACUGUACUCUUAAGGAGGUUGAAUUUCAUUGUCAGUAAAUAAUACACACAAGCAAGUAAAAUGUUAUUUUGUUACACCCUUUUUGUACUCGUAAAAAAAAAAAAGUACUACAUACAUUGUUCCUCUCCUUGUUUGUU
Molecule: messenger RNA, 3799 nt
Organism: Globicephala melas (long-finned pilot whale)
Lineage: Eukaryota; Metazoa; Chordata; Mammalia; Artiodactyla; Delphinidae
Source: RefSeq, a predicted model, not a curated record